Molecule: messenger RNA, 808 nt
Organism: Durio zibethinus
Lineage: Eukaryota; Viridiplantae; Streptophyta; Magnoliopsida; Malvales; Malvaceae
Source: RefSeq, a predicted model, not a curated record
AAUCCUAUGUGGCAACUUGGUCCAACAUCCGAGGCCCCUCUUUCUCUCCAUGUUCCCGUGGCUGCCCUCUAUAUAAGCUCCCCAAUCCCCCCUUGCCCUUUACCCUUCACUAUCAAAUGCAGGCUGAACUCCUCCCAUUUCCCAAAUCCAAAACAACUGAGUUGAGUUCCAUUAAAAACAACAUUAAAAUCCACGAAUCUGAAAAUGGGUAUUUGUAGUUCUUGCGAGUCAACUCGUGUAGCGACAGCCAAGCUGAUUCUCCAAGAUGGAAGGUUACAAGAGUUUCCCUACCCUGUCAAGGUUUCUUACGUUUUACAAAGGAACCCCAUGUGUUUUAUCUGCAACUCCGAUGAAAUGGACUUCGGCGAUGUCGCAUCAGCUAUCCAGGAAGACGAGGAGCUUCAACCUGGUCAACUUUACUUUGCUUUGCCAUUGAGUUGGCUUAAACAUCCUUUACAGGCUGAAGAAAUGGCUGCAUUGGCUGUCAAAGCUAGCUCUGCUUUAAUGAAAAGUAGUGGGGGUGAAAAAUGUAGGAGCAGAAGUAAAACUGUUACUCCUUGUGUGUUUUCAGAGGAGCCUCGUAGCCGGAAAGUUUCCUCCGUCGGCGGUGUUCGUGGGAACGGUGGUGAGAAGAGAGGGAGAGGAGGGAGAGGGAGGAGAAAGUUUAAGGCUAUGUUGAGGGCUAUUCCUGAAUAGGGAGGACUGGUAUAUUUGUAAAUAUGUAAUGAUGUUGAGGACUUGUUAGUCAAAUCAUUGGCAGAAAUGGAAGGAGGUUGACCGUCACGCUUGAUUUGAUUAGCUUAAAGUU